AUGGGUUCUUGUGUUAUGCUAAUUGUCGGGUUAGUCAAACAUCACCGACCUAGCCAGGUCCUCAAACCGACAUCCUCUCCAUCGAUGGCUAAUUCAGCACCAGACUUCGAAGCUAUAGCGGCAGGAGAUGACCCAGCGGAGAAGAAGCAAUCGACAACUGAUUCUUUCAAUAACAUUCGGGAAAUGUCGCCCCAGGACAACUCUGCAGGGGAUUCACACACCACUGCGGACAAUGAAAAUGGAUACUCUAGUCGUCUAGAGGUCGGUAAGGUCAAUAGACUCUUUGAAGUCGAGGGCAAGGAUUUAUCUGGUCAAAUAGCGGAGAAAGUUUCAGGGGAAAUAGCCGACAUUCUCUACAUUGACUUACCAAUACCGGUAUCCAAGGUUCGUCCAUUCGCCUUGGAGCCAAACCUGGACAUGCGAACCGUGAACUACCCAACUUUCGGCCCAAAAGUUCAACCCGCUACUGAGCCCCGGUUUGACUCUAUUGUCAACGAGGUUUUGUGCAGAGACGACUCGUUCAGUACUGUUGGGUCGCAUAAGGGCCACCAUCACUCAUCCUCAGCGAGAAACAUUGCGCCUCCGGCAAGUGGUGAUCACUCAAUAGAAGAUUGUCCCACAUCAUACAACUUAUGUUUCACCACCGAUAAGGCGCUCAAUUCCUUGGAUAGAAGGCCUGGGUCUUCUAAUGAUGGCGGUCCGUCACAUUGCGAAGCACCGGAAAGUACCAAUGACGCGCCUUCCCGAACGUUCAAGUUGCAAUUGUCCGAAAUAAACUGGGAAACAUUGGACAAGGCGAUUGGCCCUAAAUACCCUUCCUCAAAUGCACAGCUGGAAGAACAUGUGACAAAGGCUAGGAAGUUUGGUUCAUUUGCUGGAAGACAUGCAACUCCUGAAUCACAUUCUCACAUACUUCAUGCCCCAAUACCCGUCUCCAAGAUCCGUCCUGCUUUCCAGAGGGAAAUCGCGAGCAAUCUCCAACACCAUGGACACAGUUCUAUCUCCAAAGUCGGACCAAGCGUGGAAUUUCUGCGGCAAAGUAGUCAGAAUGGAAGGUCCUAUUUUAUGACGGACUCGGAUGAUCGCUCUCAAGGCAAAGAUCAGCAGACUCAGGCCCCAGGUUCACACGGCUCUUCGGGUCACGCCCAGACUGCAACCUCCAUGUUCGAUUAUAAGCGCACAACCCAAUGGCUGAAGGAUGUAUUGAGAUAUCCCCCAACGUAUUCACCAAAGUACACAAGGCGGCCUGGUCAAAAUACUCAAAAGUCUAAUACAUUGCCUGAACUAAAGGCAAUACGGUCUUGCACUACCUCCUCAAAAUCGCAAGGCAGGUUUUCCGUACCGCCUGAAAACCAAUUGCCAAGGAUUGACCGCAUUGGGUUUAAACGUGCAGUUAGCGACCUAGAGAAGCUCCUCAACGAGGCAUUGGCAAUUGCAAUGCAGGUUGUCGAUCACCCAGCUGCCACUGGGGAACAAGAUGCAUAUAAGCAGCAAUCCAUAAGCGGUCGUUCUCAAUAUCAAGGCACUGGAAACCGAGUGGCAAAAGGCAACGGUUCUCGAGCUACAUUUGCUUCACCAAGUGUGGAUGGGAGUGGUGGCGAUUUAGGUCCGGCAGUCGCUGAAUACGAGACGGUCCAAUGUCAUACCGGAAGAUCACCCAACGCCCAACUACACUCAGGACCCCACGAGUUGCUUAAAACUCACCCUUACGAGGGGGGGAUUAGCCAGGAAAUCGUUCAGGGCCUUGGACAGAGAGUUGCAUUGAAAAUUCCCCGUAGAAAGUCCGGCAAGGAAUUGAACACAGUUUUCGCAGGGCAACUCAAAAACGGAACCCAAGAAAUAUCUCGAGCUAUUCAAAAACUUGAGACAAAUCAAGCAAGGGAAUUCACGGCAGAUCUCGAAAAGCCGUCUGAAGAAACACGACCCGGCAACGGAACCACGAAGCCGGAUCAUGCCCAUGCAAGUCAUCCUCAUCCAACACACCGAGAGCUAGCUGCUGGCGAAGACAUUCUUCCCGAGCGGGAUAUUGCUGGUAGACCUUUACACACAGAGCAUGUCCAUGGGAACACCGGCUGCUUCCUCGGCCUAGCCCUGCCAACAUUUUUCCUCUGGCCAUUGCCUUUGUUGCAUGGACGAAAGCCGUAUAUUCUUUCCAGCUUGGUCUUAGCUAUGCCCCUUUUAUUUCCUCAAGCCCUUGCCGUCAAUGCUCAGAGGCUCAGAAAUGCUAUUUCAUGGAGAUGCGCUUUACUGGCCAGCAGGACGCUCAUGGGAGCCUCUCUUGGGUUUGCGAGUAUGAACUUUCACUCCAUCCUGACCGACUUGUUUGGAGCCUCUCUCAUGAGCUGCAACCCUCAUCAGGAAGUCGUCGAUGACUUUGAUGCCCGGCGGCAUGGCGGAGGCAUGGGUGUAUGGUUAGGCAUCUGGACUUGGUGUUGGAUUGGGUCCCUGGGACUUGGGUUUCUAGUUGGUGCCGGCAUUAUCGACAAUUACCCUCCAGCUUGGGGGUUCUAUGUCAGCAUCAUCAUUAUUGCCAUUGUGCUUUUUCUCAACGUUGUCUGUCCCGAGGUUCGCCGAUCAGCGUAUCGACGUUCCGUGGCUGAAGUCCGAACUGGAGAAGACAUCUCGCGGCGAGUAGCUCGCGGCGAAAUCAUGAUGCAUCGAGUGAAGACGGGCCCCAAAUGGUGGGGACAGGAGGUGUAUCAUGGCAUCGCACUUAGCUGUGAAAUGCUACGCCAGCCAGGAUUUGCGGUCCUGACAGUGUACUCUGCCUGGAUUUACGCUCAGGCGGUCUUGAUUGUCAUCCUUUUGGGAUCACUUGUUUCCCGGUUUUAUCACAUGCAGCCCACUGAAGUUAGUUUAUUCGUUGGAUGCAUGGCGUUGGGUGCACUUCUUGCAAUACCAUUCCAAAAAGCCAAUUUAUUCUCGCGGUCUCGUCAAGCUCAGUUGAACAGCAAUUUAGCCACACUGGACAGAAAAGUCGCUUGGUCAUCUCACCUGGUUCGUCGGACUGUCUUUACACUUCUCUUGCCUGUAGCUGGAAUUUGUUAUGCAGUCGUAUCGUCGGGACCACCAAUACACGUCAGCAUACCGACAACCUUUUCAGGAUUUGUUGGAUUCUUUUCCAGUCUUGCCAUCUCAGAAUGUAAUGGGUUGGUCAUGGAGGCUUUUGAUUGCUCUGAUUUAUCUCCAGGAAUGACUGGACGCCAAAGAGGCGGUUCCGGCAGAAAUCAGAAGAGAACCAAUUACUCAUCGUUCCCACGUGUCUCGGCAGGAUUUGCGUCUAUACAUUCCCUAGCAUUCUUCUUAGCUGCUGGUUCUACCGCUCUGGGCGGCCAUGUGACCAGAACACUAGGGCAGCAAGUUUCUACAGGCGUGGUAGCGGGGAUCCUGCUCAUAUUGACUGUUUUGUUGCUUGUCGUUCUUCUUCGCUUUACUGAAGUUCAAAUCGUCCCGAAAUCCAAGUCACAAGAAAUGGAUAGAUUGGUAGAAGCCCGUCGACGUUCGACCAUUAGACGAGUCUCCAUGCCUCAUAACUCACAAGCGAUACUUGAUGAGGAGAGGGCGUGGCGGCCGGCUAUGAUUGGAAACCCAACUAGCAAAAAACGCCGUAUGAAUAUUUUUGAGCUCGGUAGCAUGACCCGUUGGCAGGAGAUCCGGAAGAAGAAUAAGUUGAUUGACGCUGGUGCUCAUCUCAACAGAGAAGCAUGGGACCAAGGAAUGGAUGCUUUGGAUGACCAACUGAGCGACUUCAGAAAGGACGCACAUGAACUCUGGCACGGAAAAAAACGGAGUGCAAGAAGGUUGUGUCGUACAGACGAGAGCAGCGACGCCGGUCAUCAAAUAGAGAUGAGAACCUUGGAGGACCAGGGAAAGCGUGGCAGGCGAGAGUGUGCGCUGAGCCGGACCUCGGAUGAAGGAAUCGAUGGCAACAGGAGGCGGCGAGGAAAGCGUUGA
This is a messenger RNA of Metarhizium acridum CQMa 102, 3954 nucleotides long. The record is from RefSeq and is a predicted model, not a curated record. Lineage: Eukaryota; Fungi; Ascomycota; Sordariomycetes; Hypocreales; Clavicipitaceae.